AUGGGAAAUAAGGUGUCAUCACAACGUUAUCAAGCAUCAAAAUUACUCGAUACCAAUAAGCAAUUAACAACUGCAAAUGUAAUCGAAACAAAUGAAAAAUCCACCGAAACAAAAGAUUUCAAAUAUUAUUUUAAUAAUGAUAAUAAUAUUCAUCGACAACAUGAUCUUUACUUUUUGAAAAAACAUUUAUUUCAAUGUGGGAUAUCUUCUCCUAUUAAAGAAAAGUUAAUUACAGGUUGUAAGGUCUUGGAUCUUGGAUGCGGACCUGCUACCUUUUUAUUAGACCUUGCUGUACAAUAUCCAGAUAGUAAGUUCUUGGGAGUUGACAUCGAACCACUCUUUCCAAGUGAGAUCAAACCUAAAAAUUUGAAAUUUAAGAUAGUAGAUAUCCUCCAAAGACUGCCAUUUCUCGAUAAUGAAUUUGAUUUUGUGCAUACAGAAGCCGUAUUAUUUUUACUCCCAUCGGAAAAAAUAGAUUUUCUUAUAAACGAAAUGAUAAGAAUAACCAAACCAAACGGGUAUAUUGAGAUUUGUGAAUCCAUCUUCAACAACCAAUCUAAAGGCAUAGGGGAAAAAUUCGGUCACCUUUUACACGGAUUCGGAUUGGUAUCGAAAUUGCAUAAAGCGGACAUAAAAGUAGCGUUAAAGUUGUCUCAAAUGUUAGCCGCAAAAUCAAAUAUUCACAAGAGCUCUGUUAAUGAUAAGUUGGUAGUCGUAGGCAAAAAUGGUGGAAAGUUGGGCGUAAUAAUGCAAGACAUACUUACGUGGUUUAAUAAUUCAAGUGAAUUAUUUGUUGUUGAUAUUUGUAGACAAUUAAAUUUAACGAAAGAGCAAUAUGAUCAAUUAGUUGUAGAUGCUUUUAAUGAAUUAAAUUUCACUUGUCCUGAAAUGACUUUACAUCUUGCAGUGCAAUAUCCUAAUAGUAAAUUUAUCGGAGUCGAUAUUGAACCAAUAUUUCCAAAUGAGAUAAAACCUAAAAAUUUGGAAUUUAAGAUUGCAGAUAUAUUACAAAAGUUACCAUUCCCUGAUAAUGAAUUUGACCUCGUGCAUUUAGAGUCAGUGUUAUGUUCAACAAAAUCAACGAAAACAGAGAUUGUUCUAAACGAAAUGGUAAGAGUAUCAAAACCAAAUGGUUACAUUGAAGUUGGUGAAACCUUUAUUUACAAAGAUGUGGGAGAAAAAUUGUGUUAUAUUUUACAUGGACUUGACUUGGUAUCAGCAUUAUAUGGGGUAGAAAAGUUCAUAGGAUUAAAAUUACCAGAAAUAGUAACCAAGAUAUCGAAUAUUAAAAAUAUCAAAGUUGAAGAUAGAGCGAUAAUUAUAGGUAAAAAUGGAGGAAAAUUAGGUAUGAUAUCAAAAGACUUGCUUGCGUGGUUUGAUGAUGAAAAUUCAGGCAAUUUAUUUGUCAAUGAGAUUUGUGAACAAUUAGAAUUAACCAGGGAGCAAUAUCAUGUGUUGUUAAAGGAUAUUUAUAAUGAACUAGAAUGUACAUCCCCUGAAAUGACUUUUCGUAGGGUCUAUGCCCAAAAGAUAAGUUAA
Funneliformis geosporum is the source of this 1539-nucleotide messenger RNA. The record is from the annotation of a GenBank genome assembly. NCBI's taxonomy places the organism in Eukaryota, Fungi, Glomeromycota, Glomeromycetes, Glomerales, Glomeraceae.